UCGAAAGUGAGCUCUGUUCUGCAUCAACCACUCUAAUGUGUAGUAACAUUAUAACACUCGGCAUAGAGGACCAUCAGUUAGUUCGAUUGGUCAAGGAAUUUAUUGAUGCAAUUUCGCUAACGCGGUUUCUCGCUCAAUAAUAGCUCAAGCUGUGAAAGUACAGUGUCUACAAGUCAGAGUAUUCGUCAAGAAUUCUCCUUGAAUGAGUGAACCCAAGUGGUGAUAAUUAAUGUUGCAUUGAAGGGGAACAAUUUUUAGUCAACUUUUUUUUUUGAUUGUGGCCAUUGUGAUAGGCUGUUAAUUCCGAAAUAUCUGCCAGUGAUUUAGUGAUAUCUGUCAUGUGGACAAAAGCCUGAUUAAUCCGUCCAUAAAUUUCAUUGUGAUAUUUCAGAAAAUAAAGUCAAGUAUGAUUUCCUAUUGGAGGGAAUUUUUUUUUUAAAUUACUAUACCUCGGAGAAGAGCUGUGAGAGGGAAUGUGGUGGUAUAAUUAUGACAGCUGAGAAUACUUAUCAUUGGGGAUUCAUCUCAACUGGUGAAUUACAUCAUGUUCACCAUUUUGAAGUGCCGGAGCCGCGCGUACAAUGUAGCCCAUAAAACGUCAGAUGCAUGAUGUUACAGUUGGAAAUUGAGGAUACGCGCAUAGAAUUCUUUUAUAAACGUCAGAAGCUUCGAUUGGAGUAUAGAUACAUUGGCUGAAAAUGCUAGUGAGAUAGUAUCUGAGAAUGUAAGAGUUAUCGCUAGGAACCAGCGAUGUCUACUUCUCUUUCCUCGCUCCUUUGCUUUAUCGUUUAUUUGGGUGGAGUUGUAACAUGUCUACGUAAUUUUCGCACCGAUUUUUUGGAAGAAUGGCCAACACCUGGUACUGGACCACACUUCGAUACCUCGAUGCCUUCAAAUUUCACUGGUCUGGUUGGCGACACUGUUGAUCUUGUUUGCAAAGUCAAAAAUCUGGGUAACCGUACGGUAUCCUGGGUAAGACAUCGUGACAUACACUUGUUGACAGUUGGUCGUUAUACCUAUACGAGUGAUCAACGUUUUGAGGCCCAACAUUUUCCACAUACAGAGGAGUGGACUCUAAGGAUUCGUUAUCCGCAGCGCAAGGACUCGGGUUUCUACGAGUGCCAAAUAUCAACAACACCGCCCAUUGGCCAUCCAGUAUUUCUGACUAUAGUCGAGCCCGUGACCAUUAUAGUGGGGGAGCCCGAUCUUUUUGUGAAUAAAGGCAGCACUAUCAACCUAACUUGUCUCGUUAAAUAUGCCCCAGAUCCACCUCCAACGAUGAUUUGGCGUCACAAUAGCGAGAAUAUCAAUUUUGAUUCGCCCCGUGGUGGUAUCAGUCUGGUGACAGAAAAGGGUCGUGAGACAUCAAGUCGAUUGAUGAUACAGAAUGCAGUGCCAAGUGACUCUGGUAUUUACACUUGCAAGCCAAGCAAUGCCAAUCCGAACUGUAUAAGAGUUCACGUUGUCAGAGAAGAACAUCCCGCUGCAAUGCAUCACGGUGUGAGUGCGUAUUUGCACAGCGACGAUAAAUUUCGUUUGUUCUUAACUACCAUAGCGACUACAAUUCUAUUUAUAUGAGAUUCAUUAUCCGCUUAAAUGACAAUUACCCGAGUGGUUAAACUUCAAGCGGCCAUGAAUAAUUAUGUAAUUGAAAAAGCUAGAAGCAAAAAAAUUAAGACCGAGAAAAUAAUUUUUUCAUCAGGGUAAAAUUUGCCACUUCUAUUGUACUAUUGUGACCAAGAGAAAUUGUUUCUUCACAGAUCAAGCCCCCAGUACAAUAAUUCAUAAGGAUGUAGUAUUUUGUUAUAGUCCAAAUUUGAAAACUAACAUUUAAAAAAUUUAAUGACAUCAUCAUCGAAAUUAUGAAUACUACG
Molecule: messenger RNA, 1874 nt
Organism: Fopius arisanus
Lineage: Eukaryota; Metazoa; Arthropoda; Insecta; Hymenoptera; Braconidae
Product: protein amalgam-like
Exons: 6
Coding region: 751-1578 (275 amino acids)
Biological process (GO): synapse organization
Cellular component (GO): neuron projection membrane
Source: RefSeq, a predicted model, not a curated record